AUGAUAGAAGGGCAGUCAGCGCAGGAUGUAGCCUCCCAGUUCAAGCGAAACGGGUUGAAAUUUGAUCCCCAUCUGACCGCCGAUGUUCGGGCUGAUGUCAAGCUGCCAGGGCCUGUUCCAAGGGCCCUUCCACUCAUUGUGCCAGACGGCAACCAAUUCAAGGUAGACGAGCACGGGGCCCACGUUCUGACCUCCCAGCUUGGCAAGCGCUUGGUUGUGCCGCAGGUGUUGGUUGGCCCGAUGCGUGAAGGAAAGAGCACGCUGAACAACUUGGUUGCUCGCCACAUGUUGGCAGCUGGAAGACCCUUGCAGCCAGCCUUGUUUGGGACAAGCGGCAGCGUCAGAUCAUGCACACGGGGCAUUCACGUGUAUGCCCUGCCGCUAUCUCUCUUGGAUCCACAGGCACCGCCAGGUGCUCUGUGGCUACUGGCUGAUUGCGAGGGUUUCGGUGAGAACAAAGCCCAUGGCGACAAAGCAGGAUUGUAUGACACGAAGCUUUUUGCCGUGGCUGUGCUGACAUGCCAGCUCUUCGUUUUCAAUACAAAGGAGAAACUUGAUGCCAGCAUGAUUGACCGUGUGGCAACAUGGCAGCAGGUGGUCAGCAGCUUGGAAGUCAGCCGGGAGCCCAAGCCAGACCUGAUUUUCGCGCUGCGUGACUUCGCCCUGAACCAGGACGGGGAGGCGCUGGACUACUACCGCCAGUGUCUCCAAGCAGAAGGGGAGGGUAUGACCGCACAGAGAGUGCUCCAGGCGCUCUUCGGCGAGCGUGAGGUGUCGUGGUUUGCAUCGCCGGGCACUUUUAGCCCGGGCGAGGACAUCUCAUUGAAGCCGUGGCGGAAACUCGCCAAGCCUUUCCAGGACAACUUUCAUCAGUAUCUUGAGAAGUUGCAGAGGCUUGCGCGGAAAGCCGUCCAUCCGCAGAGGUCUUGGAAUGGAGCCCAGUAUGCAGCACGGCUGCAUGAUGUGGUGUCCUGCUUGAACACGAGCGAGCUGGCCCCUGUGGCCCUGAUGUCAAUGGCACAGAGCUGUGCAGCUGCCGAUGCGGUGUCCCUCUUUGUGGAUUUCUUCGAGGAAGCUUCCCGGGGCCUCGAGUCAUGCUUCCCCCUGGACGACGCCGCGUUCAGGGAGCAGAUGGCGAGCAUCUCCCAGCGCGCCACCACCCAGCUACAGGCGUCCCGGGUCUGGGCUCAGUGCGGAGAUGACAAGCGCAAGGAGGUUCUGCAGGAUGCUCAGCAACGCUCACAGCUGCAGGUGAACAUCCUCCACGGCGAGAAUGAGCGCCGGACCCAAGAGCAGCUGCAGCAGCUUGCCAUGAAGAUGCUGGGCGAGAUGCCGCCGAGGUCGGAGAUCCAGUGGCCCGAUGGCGACGAGGAAAGGCUGCGGCGCUGGUCAGAGGAGGCCGUCGCCAGGCUCCAAUGCAGCCAUGGGCCCCGAACCACCGUGGAGCAUUUCGUGGCCGGCUUUAGGGAGGACCUCGAGCGCCAAAUUGCUGCGCAAGCGAGCUUCAACAAGAGCCGGCGCGAGAAUGCAGCCCGCAUGCAGCAAAUGGAAGAGGAUCGCCGGCGAGCGGAUCAAGAGUUCAAGGAUAAGCUUGAGCAGAUGAAGAGCGAGCACAGCUCCAACAUGGAAUCGGUUCAACAGACGAUGCUGGAGCAAUUCAAUCAGCACCAAGAUGAACUCAAGAAGAUUUCGCAGGACCAUCAAGACGAGCUCGCCAAGAGCGAGAAAGACUAUUUAGACCAACUGGAAAAGCAGAGAGAAGACCUUCACAAGCAACACCAAGGUGCUCUCAACGACAUGAAGAAAGCCUUGCAAGAGCAGAUCGACAAUUUGAAAGAGUGCAACUCGAACCUCAAAAGCGAGCUCCAGCAAAAGAAGAAGCAGAUCGACGAACACAAAUGCAAGGGCUGCUUUGCUGGCAGCUCUUUGGUGCAGACGCAGCAGGGGGCGCGACGAAUCGACGAGCUUCGUGUCGGAGAUGUUGUGCGCAUCAAUGCAGCCUCUUGGGAGCCGAUCAUCGGCUGGUUCGACUACUUCCCCCUGUCACGGCGCCAGGACUUUGUGGAAAUUCACCAUGCAGGUGGUAUAGGUGGUGCCGUGUGCUUGACCCCGAACCACCUCGUAGCUCUCGAGUCUGGGUUCAUUCAGGCAGCGCGUGUGCUGCCAGGUGCAGUCCUGAGGACAGCGGAUGGGAAGCUGGCUGCAGUGUCAUGCGUUAAGACUGGCGUAGAGCACGUGGGCGUUUUUGGCCCCGCAACGCCCAGUGGACUUCUGAGUGUGGACGGCGUUCUUUGCAGCACCUACGCCAAGCCAACGGAGUUCUCGCAUGUGAAGAUUGCGGACUCUGCGGUGCACACGUUCUGCCACUGGGCCACUGUGCCCUUGCGGGCUUGGUGGCGACUUCGAUUCCGCCUUGGCACGCCGCAGCCCAAUCCGCCAAACGGAACAGCUUCGUGUGCAGCUGCGCUGAAGUGGGCUUUCGGGCUGAUAGCGAGUGUGUAA
This is a messenger RNA of Symbiodinium natans, 2502 nucleotides long. The record is from the annotation of a GenBank genome assembly. Lineage: Eukaryota; Dinophyceae; Suessiales; Symbiodiniaceae.